UUCCUCUUCUCACCUUGAUUUCUCUUAGUGUAAAGAGGACCUGUUCAAAAGAAAAAAUAACUGAUAUCAUUGAAUCCAAGAAAAAGCAAGCCUCCUGAAAGAGUUCCCCCUAGUGCUAUGCCUUUAUUAAGACUCAGUCUCUGAGUCUCUUCUUUCAGAUUAUUUAGAGAAAGACUCUGACUGACUCUUUUAGAGUCAAGUAUCUAUUUCUGAGUCAAUCAGAAAUGGAUACUUGGGGUGAUGUCACAUAGUGCACAGGGUUGCCUUGUGUCUUUUGAGGAAGUAAGUUCUCUAAGAGGAGGAUAUAGAUAAGAUUAUGUAAAUUGUCCUCCUAUGAGCUAUUAGGAAAAAAUGCUGUGAUAAUGUGAUUGGAAGCUGUUUUCAGAAACUCUUUCUAAUUUCAACUCUAAUUUGUGUGGUAAGACUCUAAGAAAUAAGUUUUGUGAGGAACACAAAAUCGUACAGCAUUUUCACUUAUCAUAAUCUCUUCCUGAUUCACCUUUAAUAACUGUGGUUACGGAGUGUUAAUCAAAUUUCAGGCCCUCAGGUGUGCUAGGGUAUAUGUUACUAAAGUGCUUCUAAUUUUCUUUAGUUGUUUGUGUAAUGUUCUAAAACUUGGCCGACACACAAAUGGGACAGACAGCAUUUGUAAAGAAAUAACUAAAUGUCAUUGUUUUAUGUACAGGCAGAAGGCUGUCCGGUAUUAUUCAUAAAUCUCUGGUUAUAUUUGGAACCUAUUGGGUCAUCAAAAAUGUUACUUUCAAAAGAUGCUGAUUUAGCUUUUGGCUAUUGAUUUCCAUCUUGAGUCAUAAUACAUUCUUCCCCCACACUGUAACCAUCAUAACAUUCCUGAUUAUGUAUCAUCUCCUUAGAUGACAGGAAUGAACAUACAAGGAGAGAGAAGAGAUUCUGACCACAGAAAAGGCAGAACAUGGGGUUGCUGGUGCAGACCUGUUUGAUGCAUCACAUCUUCUCUUUGCAUAAUUAAAGUCGUCACUGGCCAUGCUGGCUAGGCUACCACACCAGGGUGCUAACCCAUUCCUAACCAAGUCCUGCUUCAGGUCUUGUGCUCCGAGAAUCACUGUGUUCUCAUGCAGCGAAAGCCAUGCUAACUUCCUAGAAGUUUCUGUAAGGCUGGGGUGUUUAUAUCGGGCAAGGUAGGAAGUAAAGUAGGAGUUUUCACAAGGUAGCCAAGGAGGGGAGACAUGGCAGCUGAAGGUAAUGCAGCGCUACCUUUAGAUAGGAACACCUUCAUUUCAUUUAUUGGAAUAAUGCCUUUUCUUACAUCUUCUCCUUGCCCUAAUCAGACAAUGUGUACGUUGCUUCUCCUUGAUAACUUAAAUCAAGACAAAACAAAACAAAAACACAGCAACAAAACAGUGUAAAAAUGGUUGGGAAAGGAGAAGGUAGCGUUGAUCUUCACUAGUUCUGAAGCAGUUUGCCGGGAUAUUGUUCAUGGCUCUCUUCAUAUUUACUGUGCCUUUUGGUGAUCAGCUUUAACAUUCAUGCAAGAAUUUGCAGACAAAAACUAUGGGUGUUUUUUAAAGAAGGUGGGACAUUAAUUUUUGGAAAAAAUCAGUUCAGAAGUUACCUGCCUUGAUGAUGGAUAGAAAUAGAGAAUGUUAAUGUUGUGAGGAAUUUACUCCUAACUUCAUAUUCUACAGAUACAUUCCUAAUGUCAUGGUAAGGACAGAGAAUUAGUUGAAGAAUGACCUCCAGUGGCCUGGAAUGGGAUUAUUAUGAAUUUCCACCUGUGGAAACCAGUUCUUUAGAAUAUGCAACUCCAGGAGAAAAUUCCCUCUUGCUUCCGGCCAAUCCUGUCAACUCACACUGGAGCUCUAAUGCCAUCUCUGAUUGGUCAAUGAGCAACCACACGGCCCCCGCCUCAGAAAUAGUCCAGGACCCUGUGGCCAAGAUAAAAGCCACGAAGGAAGAAAAAAAUAAGAAAAACCAGAGAAGAAAGGCUAGGAAGAACCCUAGAAGAUCAGAGAGAGAAAAAGAGGGGGAUCAGACUGCCUUGCACCGGGCCACAGUGGUGGGGAAUACGGAUGUCAUCGCGGCACUCAUCCAGGAAGGCUGUGCUCUGGACCGCCAAGACAAGGACGGGAAUACAGCCCUACACGAAGCAUCCUGGCACGGUUUUAGCCAGUCAGCCAAACUGCUCGUUAAAGCAGGAGCCAACGUGCUUGCCAAGAACAAGGCAGGCGACACCUGUUUGCACGUUGCUGCACGCUAUAAUCACUUGUCCAUCAUUAAGCUCCUCCUCAGUGCUUUCUGUUCUGUCCAUGAAAAGAACCAGGCUGGAGACACAGCACUUCAUGUUGCUGCUGCCCUAAAUCACAAGAAGGUGGUUAAAAUCUUACUGGAAGCUGGAGCAGAUGGGACCAUUGUUAAUAAUGCAGGCCAGACUCCACUGGAGACUGCUCGCUACCACAAUAAUCCGGAAGUUGCUCUUCUCCUCACUAAAGCUCCCCAGGUCUUGCGCUUCAGUCGUGGGCGAAGCCUGAGGAAAAAGAGAGAGAGGCUCAAGGAAGAGAGGAGAGCUCAGUCUGUGCCAAGAGAUGAGGUGGCACAAAGCAAGGGUAGUGUCUCAGCAGGAGACACCCCCAGCAGCGAACAUGCUGUACCCAGAAAAGAAGAGGCCAGAGAAGAUUUCCUGUCUGCCUCCCCAGAGCCCAGAGCAAAGGACAAUCGGCAGAGAAAGUCAAGGCCCAAGGUGUCUGCGUUUUCUGACCCCACCCCACCAGCAGACCAGCAGCCUGGACACCAGAAGAGUGCGCAUGCCCAUAAUCAUCCUAGAAAGAGGCCCCGGCACCGAUGCUCCCCCCCACCCCCUCCCCAUGAGUUCAGAGCCUACCAGCUCUACACGCUGUACCGGGGCAAGGACGGGAAAGUGAUGCAGGCACCGAUCAAUGGUUGUCGAUGUGAACCCCUAAUCAACAAGCUGGAGAACCAGCUGGAGGCAGCUGUGGAGGAGAUCAGAGCAGAGCUGGGGUCCGUGCAGGAUAAAAUGAACACAAAGCUGGGACACAUGGAGGGCAAGACCCAGCACCAGAUGCGUGUUUUGGACAAGCUGAUGGUGGAGCGGCUCUCAGCGGAGAGAACCGAGUGCCUGAACCGCCUGCAGCAGCACUCCGACACCGAGAAGCACGAGGGAGAGAAACGACAGAUGUCACUGGUGGAUGAAUUAAAAACCUGGUGCAUGUUAAAGAUUCAGAAUCUGGAGCUGAAGCUUUCUGGGGAUUCUAGGGCCUCUAGGACCAAAUCCACACCAUCUACUUGCGAGUCCUCUACAGGUGUGGAUCAAUCAGUGGUCACUGCAGGUCCAGUAGCAGCUUCUGACAGUUCUCCUCAGGUGGUGAGGCCCAAGGAAAAGGCCUUCAACUCCACCGCUACCCACCGACUGCAGCAGGAGCUGUCUUCCUCAGACUGUACAGGCUCUCGACUGAGGAAUGUCAAGGUCCAGACAGCCUUGCUACCCUUGAAAGAGGCAGCCAGAUAUGAUCAGCAGGCUGGGCCCUGUGUUGACAGAGGCACCCAAACCAAGAAGUCCGGGAAAAGUGGGCAGACAAGGCAUCGGACCCAGCACCCAGCACCCAGCACCCCCUGUGGGCUGCCGCCACCAGCAGCAGGCAGCGAGCAGACCGCCCCUCACAUUCGAGACACCUCCCAAGCUCUGGAGAUCACCCAGUAUUUUUUUGAGGCCGUUUCUACCCAGAUGGAAAAGUGGUAUGAAAGGAAGAUUGAGGAGGCACGAAGCCAAGCCAGUCAGAAGGCCCAGCAAGACAAGGCCACCCUGAAGGAACAUAUUAAAAGUUUAGAAGAAGAACUUGCUAAACUAAGGACGAAGGUGCAGAAGGAAAAUUAGGACCUGGGGAGCAGCACAAGAAGGGAUUCCUGGCUUUGCAGCUCUAGAAGAGCUAUGGCCAACAUGUCCGUUAUCGCGCACGUGGCGGACUUGCCUUUGAAAAAACAGUCGAAUUUCUGAAAUGUGCCAGACCCAUGCUUCCCAUGCCCUGAAGUUAUGACGACUUCAACAGUGAGACUGAAACCAGGGGACACUUGCUUAGUUGCAGGUUUCAUUACAAACUCGUAACCUCAGACCAGGGUCAUCUGAGGUUCAAAAGCUCAGAUUAGGUGAGCCACGCUAAGCAACUGUAUUAUGCGUCGAGCCUAAACCCUAAAUUCAGGAUGUAUGAAAUAAGUCAAAAGGAAGAAGAAAAGCAAAUCCCUUGUGAACGCCGGCGGCCGUUCAUGUGGUGCACACCUGCUGGGCCCAGAAAAGAGUAUCUUUCUGUAAGAACUGUGGCUGAGAUGCACACAUCCCCUCUCAAAUUCCUACUUCUCAAAAUGCUGACUUUUUAACCAGAUGAAAACUUAUCAAAUAGAUUUGGAGGAGAAAAAGAUUUUCAUGAUGUCACUAGAUCCAGUAUAUCUUAAAAGAUUUUGCAGAGUCGGUGGGUACUUAAAAUAAUGAGGAAUUGGCUAAUAGCACUGGGAACGUUUGUUAAUAAACUCAAAUGAGAAACAUUCAAA
Messenger RNA from Enhydra lutris kenyoni (northern sea otter), 4536 nucleotides. RefSeq names its product ankyrin repeat domain 6. The transcript has 13 exons. Gene Ontology annotation, molecular function: protein binding. The record is from RefSeq and is a predicted model, not a curated record. The coding region runs from base 1709 to 3868 and encodes 719 amino acids. Lineage: Eukaryota; Metazoa; Chordata; Mammalia; Carnivora; Mustelidae.